GAAGAGCGCCGCAAGGAAGCAGAAGCAGCAGAGAAGGAGAGGCAGCUUCAGGAGGAGCGCACCCGGGCCGCAGAGGCAGAAGCAGCGGAAAAGGAAAGGCGGCUUCAGGCAGAGCUUCGCAAGGCGGCGGAAGCAGAAACAGCAGAAAAGCAAAGGCGGCUUCAGGAAGAGCUCCGCAAGGGGGUGGAGGCAGAGGCGGCACUGAAGGAGCAGCGGCUUCAGGAAGAGCGCCGCAAGGCCGCGGAAGCAGAAGUAGCGGAGAAAGAAAGGCGGCUUCAGGAAGAGCGCCGCAAGGCCGCGGAAGCAGAAGCAGCAGAGAGGGAAAAGCGGCUUCAGGAAGAGCGCCGCAAGGAAGCAGAAGCAGCAGAGAAGGAGAGGCGGCUUCAGGAGGAGCGCACCAGGGCCGCAGAGGCAGAAGCAGCAGAAAAGGCAGAGCUUCGCAAGGAAGAGCUCCGCAAGGGGGUGGAGGCAGAGGCGGCACUGAAGGAGCAGCGGCUUUAG
This is a messenger RNA of Symbiodinium sp. CCMP2456, 501 nucleotides long. NCBI's taxonomy places the organism in Eukaryota, Dinophyceae, Suessiales, Symbiodiniaceae. The record is from the annotation of a GenBank genome assembly.